This is a messenger RNA of Acanthosepion pharaonis, 2742 nucleotides long. The record is from the annotation of a GenBank genome assembly. NCBI's taxonomy places the organism in Eukaryota, Metazoa, Mollusca, Cephalopoda, Sepiida, Sepiidae.
AUGAUUAUCUUGUGCCUUUGCUCUUCUAUUACACUUUUCCUGUAUCUUUACAUUCUCUUCCUUAUCCCUUUCAAUAAAACUAAGAUUAUCUAUUAUCUCAUCUGUGAUUAUCCGGUGCCACUGCUCUUCUCUCACCAUUUCUCAUUCUCUCCCUUGUCCCUUCCAGUAGAGAUUCAUUUUUCUUUAUUUCCUAUCAUUUCUUUUGCCUUCUUAGGAAAGAUGGUAUCCGACUGUUCAAAUCUUCUCAGAUACAUUUUCUUUAUUUCCUAUCAUUUCUUUUGCCUUCUUGGAAAGAUGGUAUAUUGCCGACUGUUCAAGAAUCUUUUCUCAGAUUCAUUUUCUUUAUUUCAAUUCAUUUUCUUUUGCCUUCUUGGGAUAAAGAUGGUAUAUUGCCGACUGUACACAGAUCUCAGAUUUUCUUUAUUUCCUAUCAUUUUUUUUUGCCUUCUUGGGGAAAGAUAUCCAUUAUCUCGACAUUUUGUUCAUUUUUUUGCCUCUUCAGGUUUCUUCAGAUACCUUUCUUUUUUCUAUUUCUUUUGCCUUCUUGGGAAAGAUGGUAUAUUGCCGACUGUUCUGAAUCUUCUCAGAUACAUUUUCUUUAUUUCCUAUCUUUUCUUUUGCCUUCUUGGGAAAGAUGAUGGUAUAUUGCCGACUGUUCAUGAAUCUUCUCAGAUACAUUUCUUUAUUUCCUAUCAUUUCUUUUGCCUUCUUGGGAAAGAUGGUAUAUUGCCGACUGUUUUUUCUUCUCAGAUACAUUUUUCUUUAUUUCCUAUCAUUUCUUUUUGCCUUCUUGGAAAAGAUGGGAUGGUAUAUUGCCGACUGUUCAUGAAUCUUCUCAGAUACAUUUUCUUUAUUUCCUAUCAUUUCUUUUUGCCUUCUUGGGAAAGAUGGUAUAUUCAUGACUCUCAGAAUCUUCUCAGAUACAUUUUCUUUAUUUCCAUUUUAUCAUUUCAUUUUUUUGCCUUCUUGGGAAAGAUGGUAUAUUGCCAUUUGUUCAUGAAUCUUCUCAGAUACAUUUUCUUUAUUUCCUAUCAUUUCUUUUGCCUUCUUUGGGAAAGAUGGGAAAUUUCUUUUGAUGGUAUGGUAUAUUGCCGACUAUACAUUUUCUUUAUUUCCUAUCAUUUCUUUUGCCUUCUUUUGGUAUAUUGCCGACUGUUCAUGAAUCUUCUCAGAUACAUUUUCUUAUCAUUUCUUUUGCCUUCUUAUGGUAUAUUGCCGACUGUUCGAAUCUUCUCAGAUACAUUUUCAUUUCCUAAUUUCUUUUUCUCUUGGGAAAGAUACAUUUCUUUAUUUCUUCUAUCAUUUCUUUUUAUCCUUUUUUCUUGGGAAGGAAAGAUGGUAUAUUGCCGACUGUUCACAAAUCUUCUCAGAUACAUUUUCUUUAUUUCCUAUCAUUUCUUUUGCCUUCUUGGGAAAGAUGGUAUAUUGCCACUAUACAUUUUCUUUAUUUCCUAUCAUUUCUUUUUGCCUUCUUGGGAAAGAUGGUAUGGUACUGUUAUUUCUCAGAUACAUUUUCUUUUUUUUCCUAUCAUUUCUUUUUCCUUCUUGGGAAAGAUGGUAUAUUGCCGACUGUUUGAAUCAUCCUAUUUUCUUCAUUUCCUAUCAUUUUUUUGCCUUCUUGGGAAAGAUGGUAUAUUGCCGACUGUUCAUGAAUCUUCUCAGAUUCAUUUCUUUAUUUCCUAUCAUUUCUUUUUGCCUUCUUGGGAAAGAUGGUAUAUGCCGACUGUUCAUUCUUCUCAGAUACAUUUUCUUUUUUUUCCUAUUUCUUUUGCCUUCUUGGGAAAGAUGAUGGUAUAUUGCCGACUGUUCAUGAAUCAACUCAGAUACAUUUUCUUUAUUUCCUAUCAUUUCUUUUGCCUUCUUGGGAAAGAUGGUAUAUUGCCGACUGUUCAUGAAUCUUCUCAGAUACAUUUUCUUUAUUUCCUAUCAUUUCUUUUUGCCUUCUUAGGAAAAGAUGGUAUAUUGCCGACUGUUCAUAAAUCUUCUCAGAUACAUUUCUUUAUUUCCUAUCAUUUCUUUUGCCUUCUUGGGAAAGAUGGUAUAUUGCCGACUGUUCAUGAAUCUUCUCAGAUACAUUUUCUUUAUUUCCUAUCAUUUCUUUUUGCCUUCUUGGGAAAGAUGGUAUAUUGCCGACUGUUCAUGAAUCUUCUCAGAUACAUUUUCUUUAUUUCCUAUCAUUUCUUUUUGCCUUCUUGGGAAAAGAUGGUAUAUUGCCGACUAUACAUUUUCUUUAUUUCCUAUCAUUUCUUUUGCCUUCUUGGGGCAGCAAAUCAUCUCAGAUACAUUUUCUUUAUUUCCUAUCAUUUCUUUUGCCUUCUUGGGAAAGAUGAUGGUAUAUUGCCGACUGUUCAUGAAUCUUCUGAUACAUUUUCUUUAUUUCCUAUCAUUUCUUUUUGGGAAAAGAUGGUAUAUUGCCGACUGUUCAUGAAUCUUCUCAGAUACAUUUUCUUUAUUUCCUAUCAUUUCUUUUUGCCUUCUUGGGAAAGAUGGUAUUUCUUUUGCCUUCUUGGGAAAAGAUGCAGUCUAUACCGAUCGGUCCGAAUUGCGAUUGUUCACUAUUCUAAAUAUGGCGCUGGUGGUCAACAUAUGGAACCAGUUAAAUAUUCAACUUUCGACGCAACACGUCCUCCUAACUGGGUAGAUAUGCGUUGCACCUUUUUUCUGAAACUUUCAUAUCUAGUCCAACUCGGUACUUGCGUCUGUCAGCUUGUUUCUCUCAUUCGCCCCACCCCUUUAACCUAG